AUGGUUCGUAUUUAUUGUCCGCCGCUAUAUUUCACAAUAUUCUCAAAAUAUCAAGAAAAAAGAAUAUUGAAAGUUUUAUUAGGUUUUAUUGCAGGAUUCGGUUUGGGACAACUAUACUUUAACUUGUUUUUAAAAGACAUACCUUUUUUAAAUGACGUUGGUUUUAUUUUAGGCUUACUCAUAAGCAUAAUUCUAGGUAUAUCAAUAGCAGCAUCUGUACAAGUGCGUUGUAUUUCGCUUUUGUUAUUUCCCAUGUAUUGUGGAAAAGCUGGUCGUAGUAUUUUGAAGGCUAUCGUACUGACGUACGUUAUUGCUGGACCAAUAACAAAUAUGGGUUUAAAUGCAAAAGAAGUGGUACGCGUUUUUGCUUGCACUACCCAUUUGUCUUAUAAUCUUUCCAAACUUAUGUAUGCUCAGAAUUGUAUACCGUUAAACAAAGCUUUGCUGGAUUUUACACAAGACCUAGUUCUGAUAAAGGAAAAUAUAAGAUCCAUUCGUGACGUAAUAUCUCCAAUUGAAUAUGAAAUUGAAGGUUUGGUUGGCGUUCAACAGAUGAAGAAUGAAAAUGAUUUUACCGAUGCUUUAUUUGAUAUUGUUCACCACACAGACGAAGAUACGAAAAUAUUACAGUUCGUAUAUUCUAUAGAAUCUGGUUUUGGAGAAGGAUACACUUACCUGAAGUUAGCUAAAAGAGAAUUGACAGCGAAUUUAGACACGAUAAAUUUGCAGCACAAAAUCUAUUAUGACCGAAAGCUUUACGAUAUUCAGGAUGCUAAGGAAACUGGGGAACGAGUAAUUCACGCAUUUGCAGAAAAAUACACCGUAAUGAAAUUCGUCAUUGUUUCAGUAUACAUUUUUUUAGCUCUCCUAUUUCUCCGUAUUCCAAUAGCUUCAGCAAAUUAUCAUGACUUAUAUCUCAGUAGUAUUGAUUACGACAAUGUUUACGUAACUGAUUAUUUUAAAAGAAUCGAUGAGAAACGACGAAAGAAAAAUAAAUUCCACGUUUUGCCUUUGAAAAAGAUGGAAAGGAACAGAUAUAUAGACGUUCAUUCAAUAUCCUACAUACCGUCAGAACGCAACAAGCUAUUGACGCAAAUCCUAAAAGUUAUGCUCGAGGCUGUCACUGCUACGACCUUUGUUAUGUUAGAUAGACUAUUUUAUGAAGCGUUGGACGUAGUACGGCAGCAUGCAUCAGAAAAAAGUGCUACUUUCAAUGUGCAAGACAUUGCAAUUCAGGUUGAAGGAAAAGGUCCCUUAUCUAGUAUGCUGCGGAAAAUCCUAAGAGAAUUUAACUUAAAUAAAAGCAACAGAAUGGUUUCAAAUGAUGUCUGUGUUCCUCGGCCUCGAGCAAUGCCUACAAUUUACUAUAUUAAAAUUUAUGGGGGAUAUUUAUGGAUCCUACUCUUGCUUUACAUUAACCCGUUUACGCUGAGACUGCGGAGGCUAAUUUGCAGUUAUUUUUACUGUAAGCGCGAAAAGGAACGCGUAUUACACCUCUACAACGACAUCCUUAAGAAACGUCUCAGAAUGCAGAAAACUCUUCGCAAGAAAGCUGUACAAGCUGUUCGCGCUCACUAUUUAUCUGGCGAGAAUUUACUUAGUAUGAGAAUGAGAUAUCCUCAGCUCUUGGGCUGGCUUGGAAAGUUGUCAGUUGCCAGGAUGAAGUGUUUGAUUUGCGAGGAGACUGAACCGAAAUACGCCGGCCAUAAAAAAAUAACAAAUUCAAUAGAAGUAUGGCAUUCGUGUGUAAGCACUCGAUGUCCGUUCGUGUAUUGUAAUGAAUGCUGGCUGGAAGUGGGCUCUCAAUGCCUCGCCUGUGACCCCGCUUUGGCCGAUCUUAGCGAUGUGGAUUCCCUCAGCGACAAUAACCCGCCACGAUAUUAA
This is a messenger RNA of Nymphalis io (European peacock), 1884 nucleotides long. RefSeq names its product protein sneaky (gene snky). The record is from RefSeq and is a predicted model, not a curated record. Gene Ontology annotation, cellular component: membrane. Lineage: Eukaryota; Metazoa; Arthropoda; Insecta; Lepidoptera; Nymphalidae. The transcript is spliced from 11 exons. Bases 1 to 1884 code for a protein of 627 amino acids.